Hemiscyllium ocellatum (epaulette shark) is the source of this 1865-nucleotide messenger RNA. RefSeq names its product KICSTOR subunit 2 (gene kics2). Bases 208 to 1548 code for a protein of 446 amino acids. The record is from RefSeq and is a predicted model, not a curated record. Gene Ontology annotation, cellular component: KICSTOR complex. The transcript is spliced from 3 exons. Lineage: Eukaryota; Metazoa; Chordata; Chondrichthyes; Orectolobiformes; Hemiscylliidae. Gene Ontology annotation, biological process: cellular response to glucose starvation; cellular response to amino acid starvation; negative regulation of TORC1 signaling.
GGGGGUGGCGGUGUCUCUGGGCCCAGGGACCGUCUCUCGGUCCCGGAUCAGGUUCCGGUCCCUGACCCUGCCCCUCCCUCCCGGCGCCCGGCUGCAGCUGGAGACCGAGACCGCGGCCUGUCCCUCACUCCCCUCCCGCUCUCCCUGUGGCCGGGCCCCGCUCUCCUCCCGAGGCCUCUCCCUCAAUCUCCCAGCCCCGGGCUGGCGAUGAGCGAUCCCCCGGCGGGCCCGGGCCCGGUGCCGGUGGAGCAGGCGGUCUUGGAGACCUUCUUCUCGCAGCUGGGGGUGUGCUCCCAUGACCGCGCCAAGGACUAUGUGGAGCGGGAGAAGGAGAGCAGCCGCAGCGCGGGCCCCUCCUGGAGCGGAAUCCUCGCCGCACUCGCUCACCUGGCGGCAGCCGAGAAGGCCUACCACAGCAUGGGCUUCCUGGGGCAGAAACUGGGUGGGCAGUCAUUCUUCAGUCGGAAGGAUUCCAUUCGAUCUAUCUACACAUCCCUCCACAGUGAGCUGCGCAAGUUGGCCACCACUGCACAGAACUCAGCGACAGGGACCCCCCCGUAUCUGGAAGAGCUCCUCUCCCACCUUUCCGAGCAGCUUUGCUUUUUUAUUCAGGCUCGAAUGGAAAUCGCUGACUUCUAUGAGAAGAUGUAUUCCCUCAGCACGCAGAAGUCCAUCCAUUCGACAGAGGUGGUGCAUGCGCUGGAGGCUAUUCUGCAGAAAUACAGUUCCAGGUUCCAUCACCCCAUCUUGAGCCCAUUGGAGAGUAGCUUCCAGCUGGAGGUGGACGUGCUGGCUCAGCUGCUGAAAGCACAAAACGAAAUCAGUGAGUGGAAGUUCCUCCCAUCGCUGCUGAACCUGCACAGCGCCCACUCCAAGCUGCAGAGCUGGGGACAGACUUUUGAGAAGCAGCGGGAGACCAGGAAGCACCUAUUCGGGGGCCAGACCCAGAAGGCCCUUCAGCCACCGCACCUCUUCCUGUGGCUGGCCAAGCUGAAGACCGCCCUGUUGGCCAAGUUCACCUUCUACUUCCAUGAGGCGCUGGGCCGCCAGACCACCCCAUCGGAAAUGAAGGCCUUGACCGCAAAGACCAACCCGGAUUACUGUGGCAAGAUCUCAAGCUUCAUUCGCAAGUACGACGCCGAGAAUGUCUCGCUGAUAUUCGACAACAGGGGCUCUGAGACUUUCCAAGGCCACGGAUACCACCACCCACACUCAUACAGGGAAGCACCCAAGGGGGUUGAUCAAUACCCGGCCGUUGUUUCCUUGCCCACUGACCGGCCCCUAAUGCACUGGCCCAACGUGAUCAUGAUCAUGACGGACCGAGCGGCAGAACUGAAUACUUUGGACAAAAUCGUCUACUUUUAUGAUGACAAGGUACAGAGCACCUACUUCCUGACCCGCCCCGAGCCCCAGUUCACCAUUGUGGUCAUCUUUGUCUCCAGGAAGUCGGAGAAAGACUCUCACUUUCUCUCCUUCCUCAACGAGCUCUCGAGCUCCCUGAAGAACUCCAAGCCCUUUGCCAGCUUGAAGCCAGGAUCAAAAGGCUGAAGCCAGCUGCUCUGAUCCCAGUAAAGGUAUAGGUGCAUCACUAAUGAUGAGAAAAGGAUGAUUAGAGGCGGAUUCUACUGGCAGUGGAUUCCAGAGUCAUUUGCCAGACUUGAGUCAAGUCUUUAUCUGAUACUGUCAGGGGAACUGGGACUCCAGUAAUUGUUUGCAACUUUGGAAGAUUUAAGUCCUGUAACUUGCACCCAGCUAAGAAUUGCACAAACUAUUUACCACAAAUGUUUUCAGCAAUGACCAUGCUAAUGCUAACUGCUGUGAGGAUACAACUUACAAUUAUGAAAUAAACACUUGAAUUCAGUGCA